Messenger RNA from Strongylus vulgaris, 273 nucleotides. The record is from the annotation of a GenBank genome assembly. Lineage: Eukaryota; Metazoa; Nematoda; Chromadorea; Rhabditida; Strongylidae.
AUGUCGCAUCCGAAAAUAACCGAUUGCUGUGUAAUUGGCUUACCUGAUGAAAAGUAUGGUGAAGUCCCUAUGGCCUUCAUCGUUGCUAAAUCUGUCAGUGAAGAGAAUAUUCACGCAUACGUUAAAGAACGACUUGCACCUUAUAAGCAACUACGAGGGGGUAUUCGAUUUAUGGCUGCUAUACCCAGAACACCUUCAGGAAAAACUAUGAAGAGACAGCUCAAGGAUGAACAGAUGAAAACGAUGAAGCUAUCUCAUCGGAGUCGUCUUUGA